Molecule: messenger RNA, 1072 nt
Organism: Stylophora pistillata
Lineage: Eukaryota; Metazoa; Cnidaria; Anthozoa; Scleractinia; Pocilloporidae
Product: cancer-related nucleoside-triphosphatase
Molecular function (GO): ATP hydrolysis activity
Source: RefSeq, a predicted model, not a curated record
GCGAAUCUUUAGGCGAGGUCACUAUUCCAAGAUGGCGUACAAAGGGAAAAGCCACGUUCUUCUGACAGGCUCACCAGGGGUUGGCAAGACAACUAUGUGUAGAAAAGUGUACGAGGCACUUCGAGGUAAGGGCAUCCAAGCCCAAGGGUUUUAUACAGAGGAGGUCCGCAACAGCCAUACAAGGAGUAGGGUGGGGUUUGAUGUUGUCACUCUGAAUGGGCAACGUGGACCUUUAGCAAGAACAAAAGGUGAGGUUCAAUCUGCAAGAGAACGAGCAUCACCUUCAGUUGGCAACUACUCAGUGGAUGUCAAGUCAUUUGAAGAGCUUGCACUUUCGACAAUCAUGAUUAACACUGAAAAUUCCACCAAGGUUACCCCAAAUAGAAAGAUUAUGUUUAUCGUGGAUGAAAUAGGAAAAAUGGAACUGUUCAGUGACUGCUUUGUAAGAGCAGUUCGUGAACUGUUUUCUUCUCCACAAGCCACAAUACUGGCCACUGUACCUGUAACAAAACAGCGACCCAUCCCAUUUGUGGAUGAGUUGAAGAACAGACGAGAUGUGACCUUGAUUGAGGUCACGAAGGGUACACGAGAUGAAUUGGUCAGUGAUGUUGUACGGCUUCUUGAAGAUUCUCUUGUCAUAACGUAAAUCAAUGGCUGUUUUUCCUUUAAGUGACCUGUAGAAAUCCUGUUUUCUGCAGAAUUUCUACACCUGGAUUUGGGGUUCAAUGUGAUAUAUAUGAUGCCGCUUUAUGGGAUAGAGAAGUUUGCAGAGCAGGCGUGCGGCGAGCCAUUGCUCAAUAUUUUCUUGGUGAAAGUUGUAGCUGCCAUCUUUUUACAGCAGCGGAAGGUUGGGGAGAGAAAGAAAUUUGUGUAAGGAGAGGAGAGGGCUGGGGCCACGCCCCCUCCCCCACCAUCCAAUGUAACAGUAAAUCAAACAUGGCCGGCCGGGGAAACGAUAUUGAAAUUGUAUCACUACCUCGCUCUAAUAAGACGUCGUAGGCUUAAUGGGAUUGAGCUGUGAAAAAGGAGAGUUUAAGAGGAUAAAUACAAAUGCAGUCUUAAUACACUUAAA